CACGUGUCACGUGCCUUUAAAUAUGAUUGGUGGAUGUAAUCGAGCGGUAUGACGUGUGACACACCGGAUCAUACUCGCGAAGAACACACUUCUCCUUAUCGUGGGUGGCUGCCGUGAUAGAAGUUGAUGGAAGUUAUGAUUAACACGUAGCCGGCGUUCGACGUGUCCUAGCCUCCUAGCUUUAGACAUUUGGGUAGCGAUUUGGUAAUUUGUUUGCGCACCGUUUGAUCCUCGCAAGGUGUCGUGUUGCACGAGAUACAUCGCGCGAAUAAUUUAUACACAUACACAUAUGGCGAACGCCACGUUGCGACAAAACAUGCUGCCGAACAAGUCGUCGCCCUCUUCGUCGUCGUCCUCGUCCUCCAGCACGGCGAACGCGAAGGUCAUGUUUCCCGAUAAGAGACCGACGACUAAGCAAAUGAAGUCGUCCACGUUGACGAACGCAGCCGGCCUCAGUCUCACCACCUUCACCGUGCUUCUGCUCGCCUGGAUAUCGGGUUUCGCAUCUCGCCUUUUCGCCGUCAUACGUUUCGAGAGCAUCAUCCACGAGUUCGAUCCGUGGUUUAACUACAGAGCAACGGCGUACAUGGUGCAACAUGGAUUCUACAAUUUUUUAAAUUGGUUUGAUGAACGAGCAUGGUAUCCACUGGGACGAAUUGUUGGUGGAACUGUCUAUCCUGGUCUCAUGAUAACAUCUGGAUCGAUACACUAUAUUCUGCACUCUUUAAACAUACCAGUGCAUAUAAGAGACAUAUGUGUAUUCUUAGCUCCAAUUUUUAGUGGCCUUACUGCCAUAUCUACAUAUUUAUUAACAAAGGAAAUAUGGAGCGCUGGAGCUGGCUUAUUCGCCGCUUGCUUCAUCGCCAUUGUACCUGGCUAUAUCUCGAGAUCCGUAGCCGGCAGUUACGAUAAUGAAGGGAUUGCAAUCUUUGCAUUGCAAAUUACCUAUUAUCUCUGGGUUAAGUCAGUCAAAACUGGUUCAAUCUUUUGGGCAAGCAUAACUGCUCUAUCUUAUUUCUACAUGGUAUCAGCGUGGGGAGGCUAUGUGUUCAUUAUUAAUCUCAUUCCAUUGCAUGUAUUUGCCUUGCUGGUCAUGAAUCGCUUUAGUAAUCGAUUAUUCACCAGUUAUACAACAUUUUAUGUUCUUGGACUUCUAUUGAGUAUGCAAAUACCAUUCGUUGGUUUUCAACCAAUUAGAACUUCUGAACAUAUGGCAGCAGGUGGUGUAUUCGGUCUUCUAAUCUUCGUAGCAGCUCUUAGAUACUUAAGAACUGUACUUACCAAGUCUGAGAUGAAAUAUUUCGGUGGUGUAGUAGCUGUAACAGCGACUAUACUCCUAUUAAUUCUGAUCGCAUUAACGUACGCUGGUGUUGUCGCUCCUUGGAGCGGUAGAUUUUAUUCUCUUUGGGAUACUGGUUAUGCCAAAAUACAUAUCCCUAUAAUAGCAUCUGUAUCUGAACAUCAACCGACAACUUGGUUCAGCUUUUUUUUCGACUUGCACAUUCUUGUCACAACAUUCCCGGUUGGUCUGUGGUAUUGCAUUAAGCACAUAAAUGAUGAACGUGUCUUUGUCAUAUUAUACGCCAUAAGUGCCGUUUAUUUCGCUGGAGUGAUGGUGAGGCUUAUGUUGACUUUGACUCCAGUAGUGUGUAUACUGGCCGGUGUUGCUAUGAGCAGACUUAUGGAAUUAUACCUCAAAGAGGAGGACAGGGACGAUCGUAACGGUACUGAGAGCAAUGAGGAGAGCGAGGAAGAAAGGGAGAGAAGUCCUGGUAGAGCGUUGUACGAUAAAGCCGGUAAACUACGUAGAAUGAAGCAUGAGAGGCCGAAGGGUAACGGCGAUGGAUUAGGCGCCAAUCUACGUAAUGGUGUUAUUAUCGGCGUGUUAAUGUUGCUGAUGAUGUUUACUGUGCACUGCACAUGGGUGACUAGCAAUGCAUACUCUAGUCCAUCUAUCGUUUUGGCAUCCUAUAGUAACGAUGGGGGUAGAGCCAUACUCGACGAUUUUCGAGAAGCUUACUAUUGGUUAGCUCAAAAUACACCCAAUGACGCGAGAGUUAUGAGUUGGUGGGACUAUGGUUAUCAGAUUGCUGGUAUGGCGAACAGAACUACACUUGUGGACAAUAAUACGUGGAAUAAUUCGCACAUAGCUCUGGUUGGUAAAGCGAUGAGCUCGAAUGAAAGUGCCGCUUAUGAAAUUAUGACAUCUCUAGAUGUAGACUAUGUGUUGAUCAUUUUUGGUGGUAUGAUUGGAUAUUCCGGUGAUGACAUUAAUAAAUUCUUAUGGAUGGUUCGAAUCGCUGAGGGCGAACAUCCUCAGGAUAUCCGUGAGAGUGAUUACUUUACCGAGAGGGGAGAAUUCCGCGUGGAUUCCGAAGGUUCUCCCACUUUAUUGAACUCGCUAAUGUAUAAGCUGAGUUAUUAUCGGUUUGGAGACGUUAAAAUAGACUAUCGAUCGCCUCACGGUUACGAUCGUACUCGUAACGCCGAAAUAGGCAAUAAAAAUUUCCAGUUAACAUAUCUGGAAGAAGCUUACACUACUGAACAUUGGCUUGUCAGGAUUUACAGGGUGAAAAAACCAGCAGAGUUUAAUAGACCAAGAAUUCCGAUUUCUGGACGGAUUAUUACACGUCGUGCAAAUUCAUAUGUUAGUAAAAAGAAUGCACGACGUAAGCGAGGUUUCAUAAAAGGCCGGCCAGUUGUUAUUAAAGGACAGAAACCUCAACGACAAACGACGUAACGAAGAUUCGCUGACUAUUUCAUAACAAUUUGCAAAUACAACUUUUGUAAUAAAAGAAUUACCGUCCUUGGGUCUACCACGAACUAUACCUCGAACUAAGAAUUUAUUAUCGUCAAAAGAGAAUUCAAUUUGAUUUUGCAGAGACUGGAAUAUUUCGAAACUACAGUUUCUAACAUUCAGAAUGAUUUGAAAACCGUAAUUAUACGAAUAUUAUUUUUAUAAGCAGUGUUUUUCAUUGUGUUGGCUUAUAUCAUAUUAUGUUGCAUUGUUAUUCAGUUCAUUUUUUACAAAGUCGUUAAUCAUUUGUUAUUGCAAUUUGAUAAUUUGCUAGUAUAUAAAUAUCUUUAAAAUUAGUACAUACAGAUAUAUAUUUUAUAUGAUUAAGUCAAUAUAUUUAUAUGACCACAUUCAUAUUAGAACAUAUCAUUUUUAACGAUGUUUCUUUUUUCAUUCUAGAGAUGAAUUGAUUUUUUUGUUUAAUUUGUUUGUAAAUUAAUUGCAUUUAACAGAUAAUGUAAAAAACUCAUCACAUUCAUUCAUCUGUCAUCAAUUAAACAAUUGUACCAAAUUCUUGUGUAAAUUGAGACUCGUAAGACAUAGUUAGUGUACACAUUUAUGUUACAUAGUGUGUUUAUGCACAUGGUAUUAUAUCAGGCAAAGUUUAUUGAAUAAGACUUUGUCAAUUUUCAACCAGAACAGAACGAUCGAGUGUCAUGUGUACACAGUUUGUUGUAUAGCACCUUGUUGAAAGAUAAACAUUUGUGAUAA
This is a messenger RNA of Nylanderia fulva, 3508 nucleotides long. RefSeq names its product catalytic subunit 3B of the oligosaccharyltransferase complex (gene Stt3B). Gene Ontology annotation, biological process: post-translational protein modification. The record is from RefSeq and is a predicted model, not a curated record. Gene Ontology annotation, molecular function: dolichyl-diphosphooligosaccharide-protein glycotransferase activity. NCBI's taxonomy places the organism in Eukaryota, Metazoa, Arthropoda, Insecta, Hymenoptera, Formicidae. Gene Ontology annotation, cellular component: membrane.